Molecule: messenger RNA, 997 nt
Organism: Pistacia vera
Lineage: Eukaryota; Viridiplantae; Streptophyta; Magnoliopsida; Sapindales; Anacardiaceae
Product: syntaxin-112
Exons: 2
Coding region: 98-997 (299 amino acids)
Biological process (GO): intracellular protein transport; vesicle fusion; exocytosis
Cellular component (GO): endomembrane system; plasma membrane; SNARE complex
Molecular function (GO): SNARE binding; SNAP receptor activity
Source: RefSeq, a predicted model, not a curated record
CAUACACAGAAACUCUUGUUAUUCUUGAAGCCUUGUCACUUGACAAAGCAAUUGCUGUCUCCUAACACAAGGAGGAAUUUGCAAAAUUCUUGCAAAGAUGAAUGAUUUAAUGACAAAAUCGUUCUUAAAUUAUGUGGAACUGAAGAAACAGGCUCAGAUGGACUUUGAAGCAGAAGUUGACAUUGAAAGAGGCCAACUCAACCCCGAAGAUGAAGAAAACCUCUCUCAGUUUUCCCGAGAAGUCGAUGCAAUAAAGGAUGUAAUGGAAGAGAUUACCAAUCUCUUGUACGAUCUUCAGAAUCUUAAUGAAGGAACUAAGUCUACUCACAGCGCCAAAGUUCUUCGUGGCGUAAGAGACAGAAUGGAAGCAGAUACUGUCUCUGUGCUUCGUAAAGCCAAGAUUGUCAAAUCAAGGCUGGAAUCACUGGAUAAAUCCAAUAUAAGCAACCGCAGAAUUUCACAUGCCUUUAAAGAAGGGAGUUCUGUUGAUCGCACAAGGAUAUCUGUCACCAAUGGUUUGAGAGUCAAGCUUAGAGAUUUGAUGAAUGAUUUCCAGUCUUUGAGAGAGAAGAUUUUGUCAGAUUAUAAGGAAGAUCUUAAGAGAAGGUACUAUAAUGCAACUGGAGAGGAACCAAGUGAGGAAGUAAUUGAAAAAGUUGUCUCUGGAGGCGGAAAAGUUGAAAUAUUUGUGGACAAAACAGAUGGUACGGAUUUGAGGAAUCAAGAUAGGCAUGAGGCUGUUAUGGAUAUACAAAAAAGUUUGACUAAGCUGCACCAGGUGUUUCUUGACAUGGCCGUUCUUGUUGAGACACAAGGGGAGACUAUUGAUGACAUUGAAGAGAAUGUGGUGAAUGCAGGUAAUUUUCUCAGUGGUGGUACUAACAGUCUUUACUAUGCCAAUCAGAUGAGGAAGAAGAAGAAGACAUGGGUGUUCUGGGUUUGGGCUGUGGGGUUGAUUAUUAUGUUGGUUUGCUUUAUUUCAUUGUUGGCUUCUUGA